CAGAUGCUGGAAGAAAUAGCAACCAAGCAAGGCCAAUCAAUCUCAGCCCAUCGCAAAAGAUAAUCAGAGAGUUCAAGAAGACUGAACUGCGGAAAUAUGGUGCUCCACAAACUAGUCCAACUACAUUGAAAACUAGUGUGACAGAAUGGCAGGUCCUGUACACUACACAGCUAACUCAAAAAUCAAAGAGGUAUCAUGAUGGUUUCUUACGAGUCUCAGUUUGUGGAUCUCUUGGGAGGCAGGUCGUGUUGUUUGAUGAACACAGAAAACUCUUAGAAAGCAGCUAUCUCAAGAGAGAUGUAGUAAUAAGAUCUGGAGAAUCAAUAUCUUUGGAUGCUCAUUUGGUUGAGAUUGGUGAAUGCAAAGGAAAUGAUAGCAGUAAUGAUGGGAAACUAGGAAUAAGGCAUGAGCAGAAGCAUCAAUCUGAAAGUGAUGGAGCUUUUGGAAAAGAAUGGCAGGUCAUGUACACUACACAAGUUACUCAAAAAGCCAAGAAGUACCAUGAUGGUUUCUUACAACUCCCAAAUUCUGGAACCCUGCAGAGGCAGAUUAUGUUAUAUGAUGGAAGCAAGAAACUAAUAAAUAGCAGAUUCCUGAAGAAAGACGAAGUAAUACAAUCUGGUGAAUCAAUAGCAUUUGAUGCUCAUUUGGUUGAGAUUGGAGAACCUGAAGGAAACUAUCAAGGCCUUAUGGACUCAGAUGUUCGUGUAAGCAAUUCCAAUAUUGCUGGAAAAACAGGGCCGAUGCACAGAGUGCAGAAUUGUCUUAAAACCAAUAAAUCCUUUUUGAAAGGAAAACCUCAAAAAAAUGCUUGUUCAAGGGGAUAUGCAGAUCCAAGUUAUAGCAUCUCAAACAUUGAUGAGACAAAAUUAAGUGAGAAUGUAUCUGCAAACAAGCCUUUACGUGAUGCUAUUCAAAUCCUGUCCAUCCUCCAAAAACCUAUUAUGCAAGACAGCAUUGCCAUGGUGUCUAUGGAUAGGAACAUCAUGAAUCCAGUUCCUAAGGAGCCUCAGAGUUCAGAUUCUACUAGAAAUAUUCCUGAAUGUAGUCAACCACCAAGGGUACCAAUAGCAAAUCAUGGAUCAGGUGAAAAACUGGAUAGUAGGGAGUCAACUGAAUGCAUAAACAUCCAAAAAUUCCCUGAUCUCUGUCCUAAAGCAAAAUCCAGUUGUAGUGGCAAUAAAUCCUCCAAGAACAGUGAAGUUGGAAACUCACAUGAGACUGACUCAGACAAUAUGGAAUCAGUUGUUGGUUGCUCAAGUCCAAUUAUCCAUGGUUGUCAGGAGACAGUUGAUAUAACGAAGAAUUCUGUUGAAGUCAAGAUUUCAAGGGAAGCAGGUGAGUGCCCAAGUUUUAAACUUGGAUUUGACUGAAGGGUGUUAUAUGUGGUUAUUCUUGAUAAAGUGCAGCACCAAUACAAUUGAAAUGCAGUAAUGAAACUUGUUCACGGCCAUUAAUGUAGAAAGAAACAUUAAUUUUGAAAUUGGUGCCUUGCAUGUCUCUUUUGUGUAAUGGAAAUUUUUUUUAUUUAUCUGGGUAGUAAAAAUCUACUACAAAGUAUACACUAUUGUAGAUAUUAUUGUAUGAAAAUAUCUUCCUUGAGUCCUCGGCUUUCUUAGUU
Messenger RNA from Theobroma umbraticum, 1621 nucleotides. RefSeq lists its product as uncharacterized. Gene Ontology annotation, biological process: double-strand break repair. Lineage: Eukaryota; Viridiplantae; Streptophyta; Magnoliopsida; Malvales; Malvaceae. The record is from RefSeq and is a predicted model, not a curated record. Gene Ontology annotation, cellular component: nucleus; site of double-strand break.